Triticum aestivum (bread wheat) is the source of this 960-nucleotide messenger RNA. RefSeq lists its product as uncharacterized. Lineage: Eukaryota; Viridiplantae; Streptophyta; Magnoliopsida; Poales; Poaceae. The transcript has 2 exons. The record is from RefSeq and is a predicted model, not a curated record. The coding region runs from base 1 to 960 and encodes 319 amino acids.
AUGUCGUCAUCGUGGGUGGUGGAUGUCGACUGCCCUGAGCCGCAGGCGAACAUGGAGGGAUGGGUGAUGGACAUGGAGAAGCAGCUGGAGGACGCGGAGCCGCCGGCAAAGGUGCUGAGAUGGCCGAAGCACGGCAUCUUCCGCGUCCCGCUGCGCUUCAAGAUGAAGACGGUUGAUGGCAUGUAUUUUCUUUACGGGAAAAUGAGCAAGCUGACCCUUGGAGAAGGUGGCCGACGAGCUGGAGGAUGCCUACAUGGACCUGAGCUCAAGUUCCUCGAAAGGGAAGAUGCCCCGGAAGGGACCGGCUUGGGACUCCACCCUCUUGACAUCUAUCGGACGAGCCGACUCAAGGGCACAAGUCAGAUCAAGAGUAACAGAAAGGUUCUUCACAGAGGCAUGCCGACGACACCGACAUCAAAGGACGUCAGCGUCGUUUGCCCGGAGAGUGUGGUGCCCCGAUCCGCCUGGAAGCUGUCGGAGGCAGGAAUCCAGUUCCUGCCUAGCAAGACGAGCUGCCUCGACGACAUAGAGCUCUACAUGCCCAAGGUCGAGAUGGACGACUCCACCACCUACAGGAUCCACAACAUGAUGGCGUUCGAGGCGAUGCACGUCGGCACUGGCAAUGACGUGACGGCAUACGUGUUGUUCGUCAAGGACCUCAUCAACUCUGCCGACGACGUGCAACUACUGGAGAGGAAGGGGAUCCUGGAGCACGACCUCGCUGACGACGACAAUGCUGUGGUGAGGCUCUUCAACAGCCUCACCAGAGACGUCUCCAAGAAUUGGAAGAGUCAGCCGUGCCAGGUGAGUCAGGGCGUGGAUCACCAUUACCGCAACAACCAUUUGCGUGUGUUUCUCUACGGGGCGUGGUCAAACCUGAGGAACAAGUACUUCAAGAGCCUGUGGACACUCCUCGCCCUUGUCACCGCAAUCCUGCUCGUCGUUGGAGAUAUCCUAUGA